GCGCAUUUGCACUGCUAGCGAUCAGAUGGACGCGAAACACCGUCGCGGGUGCAGCUCUUUGAACACCCCUCGCACCCGGCUGGACUUAGCACUCCCCCUAUACGGUAUAUAUCCAACAGCAUCCACUGAUUUUCCAUCAGAGUGAAUUCGCGUCUUGUAGCUGCAAGAUGUGUCGCCUGUAGUAGUUAGUUAACUGCUGUGGUGUUGCCAGUUUGAAUGAAUGAAAUUAGUUGAUGUUUAAUGUGGAACUUGGAAGAGUGUGUUAGUAGUAGCUGCAAAUUGUUCUUCGGACCACGGCAGCGAUUGCUGUACCUGUGGUUGGCCAAAACUGUGAUUCUUCUACUAGUUUUACUCUGCGAUGCUAAGAUAUUUAACGCACAAACUUCGCACUCAGUCACUAAAUGAAAGCGAAGCGUACCAUGUCAAGAUUCUUAUGUGAUAAACCGAGUAUUGGGCGAGAGGCACUGACUCAGACCUGUUUUGCAGAUACUGGAUUCAUCUAUUUGACAGAUGAUGAUAGAGAUUCAGGGACCGAGUCAGAUGACGAAGGUGCUGAAAUCGAAGAGCUCCAAAAAUAUAUGGAGAGUAUCAUCCGCCUCGACAGUAACCGUCACAGCGAUCACAGACGAUCCAAAAGACAGCCAACACCUCACCAGCAGGUGACGACCAGUGACGAGGGAGGAGGUGGUCAGCCCCCUUCCCCUCCCCGCCACCGCCCCCACCACCCUCACAGACGGCGGACGACGAGCAACCGCUCUCCCGACGCUGCGGCCUUAGAUUCCGCGCUGCCCUCGGAUAGUGACCACAACUUUGACCACCACAGCUCCGAGGAGGAGCUCGAGGUGAUCAACAGCCUCCACCACCACCCAGAGAAGCGCAAAUGGAAUGGUGGUGGUGGCAGCGCAGACGAGGACGAUGAGUUCCUCUGCUGCCCCGUCGAAUUUAGGACUUCGCCGCCGGCCCACGUCCACAAACCCAGCAAGUGUCUCCGCCAGGCGCACAUCCCCCCGCACGAGCUGUGCUCGGUGUCGCCCAGGAAGAGGCACCGUAGGACACCCACGGCCAUCCAGCGACCGUGUCUGGACUUUGAAAAAAUGCAACAGAUUAACAGGGUGCGUCUGCUGUGAGCUGAGGUAUUGACCGUCUUCUCUUUCUGCCUUUUUCAAAUGUGUUUAUCUGAAUCUCUCAUCGUUGUAUUGUUCCGUCGGAAUGACGUCAUCCCACCAGCGGAGACCGUUUUUUCUUCGCUUUCAACAAAAAAGAAAAAAAUGAAUAUAAAGAAGAAAAAAAAAAAAGAACCCAAAGCCAAUUCUUAUACUAAAUGUGUGCGCGCGCGCGAAUGCGAAUGGAUGUCAUUAUAAAACUAAAAAAGAGUUGCCACCGCCAGCUCUGGAACUUUUUGAACACUUUUUUAUAUUUUAUUGUUUUCUAUUUGAAUUGGAUUGGUCAGCUAAUGGGUGUUUAAAGAAUUCUUUUCCUUAAAAAUAGCGAAGGAAUUAUACGCUGUGGUAUAAUUUAAUCGAUAAUGUAACGGCAGACGAUAAAAAAAAUAACUUUCCGAGAUUAAAUUAUAAAAAAAAAUAAUAAUAAUCAAAAAAAAUUGGAAUUGUUCUUGAACACUUUAUUAUAUUCUGUAAAUUUUAUUGCGAACAAUUUGAAAUUCAAUAUUGUAUAAAAAUUAAUUUCAUUUGUAAUUUAAUUAAUAGCAUUUAUUGAAUGCCAGUCUAUAUGCAAACAAUUUAUUUUCUUCGCAAAAAUAAAUAAAAAUUCUGGCAUUGUUUCUCAUUAUCGUCUACUGCUGCAGAAAAGAGAAAUGAUAAUUUUAUUUUUCAAUAUUUGAAACCUAUUGUGGCUGCUUUAAAUAUAAAUGGUCUUUUUUAAUAUCUGUAGUGUGUUAAUAUCGUUGUAAGAAUGGUAUAUGUCAUGUAUUUAUAGAGAAUAUAAUAGUGUCGCAUUGAAGGCGUUUUUAUAUUUCCAUAAUGUUUAUGCACAAUGUUUACAUUUUGACAUAUGUUUAUAAACAUGAAAUUAAAAAAAUUAACUUGAGUGUCGCAAAUCAAUUGAAAUAUUUUUGUACACCUUUGAUUUAUCCUGUAUUCUUUUAUUAUUUUGUAGUAAUAUUUUCAAAUAAUAGCUCUGCGAACUGUGUACUUUAUUUUAAAGUAUUAAAAUUUCUUUAAGAAGGCGUUAGAAAAUUAUAGUUGAAUAAGAGAUUUAUAAACAGAAAAAAAAAAUGUAUUGUGUUUUGAAAAACUGUUAUAUAAAUAUUACCUUUCUGCAUAACCAAACAAAAAUAAAUAUUACCAUUAUUUAUUUUUUUUAAUUUAGCAAUAUAAAAUUUAUGUUGAAAAAAUCAGUAAAGUUGUUUUUAUGAAUAUUACAUCUUAAAUUGUUAUUGUAAAUUAAUGAAUAUACUUUAAAAUUUAAUUUCCCUAAAGUAAUUAAAAAUUGCAGUGCUAUUUCCGUGCAAUUUCAACUAAAAUGGGAUCAAAUAUAUAAAGAAAAAGAAUAUAUUAUCGAAUGACAAAUACCAUUCUUAAAUUAAGAAACUUUCUUGAAUUUCUACAUUAUCUUGAUAUUAAAUGUCGCUAUACAUAUUACGAUAAAGAUUAGAUUUGUUUCUUAUUCGAAAUUCAAGAAAUAAUGUAUACAAAACAUCUUUUUUGUGAUAUGGUGUUAUAAUAUAAACAAGUGUCUUAAUUUCAUUGCCUUUUUUAUUUUUGAUAAUGCAGGGAAGAUGUUUAUUUUUUUGAUUAGAUACAGUUCGUAGUGCCUUCUUGUUUAACAUCUUCUGGAACGAGUACAAAAAUUCGUGUAUUUUUUUGUGAUUCCCAAAAGUGCUUAUUUGCACGAAAAAUAAAAUGUUGAGGGUGAAACAUUCCUUGGCUACAUCUGCGCCAUCUAGCGGGUACUAAAAUAACAUCUGUUAAAAGAACUGUUUUUCAGAUUGUUUUUAAAGUUUAGAUAUCAUAUAUGAAAAUUUGUGAUAUUAAAAUAUGGUGCAUUAAUAUUAAUAUUAAUUAAUAUUUUCAAAUAAUUUUUGUUUGAUUGUUUUACAAGAUUAAAGAACUUAAUAUAAACAAAUUACAAAAAUUGAUUCGUUUAUUUAUUCGUUUAUUCAUUCAGUUUUGAAAGAUCUUUAUAAAAACGCUUACAUUUCUAGAAAAUAAAACUGAAUCAGAAAAGAUAUUAUUGCCGUAUUUAUAGAAAUAUUUUAACUUAUUUUAAGAAAUUUUCUCUGUCUAUUUUGUGGCAAAAUGGUGCAGAUAAAAUGCUGAAUAAUGUUUCCCCUGAACAUUACUUAAUAUUUAUAUGAAAUAAAACCAAAGAUUUAAAGUACUUAAUUGAACUGAAUAACCAGAAUUUAAUAUCACAAUUUCAUGAAAUAAAUUCAAGCUAAUUAAUUUAAUGUACAAAUUGCAUUAUUUAAUAAAAUAUAAUGGAGCUAAUUCAUGCUAUCUAAUAGUCAUAUGAAAAGCUUAAAUUUUCAUUUGAUUGAAUAGUUAUAAAAUACUUUUAUUGCCUUUUAAUAAUGCAGCGUGUUGUUAACUAUUUGACAAACUGCGCAUGCACGUGUUUUCUAAUUUCAUACUUUCUUCUAAAACGCUGUAUUUAUAUUUUGGUUAAUUUUCUUUAAUAAAUGUUUUUAUUGUUUUAAAGGGAAAAAUAAAGCAUAUUGUCAUAUCUAAGGAUUUUUCAACUUACUACUUAAAUAAUCUUCAAUGAUUAAAAGCUUGAUAUGUGAAAAUUUGAAAAAAAGAUUUUAAGCUCAUACGUCACUCUGAAUUCUUUCAAGCUUAAAGAAUGUUGCAACACAUUAGUGGCCAUAUUUAUUAAAUAAUUUACAAAAAAAUUAAUUAAAUACAUAAUUUAAAAUUAAUUAAAUAUAUUUAAAAAAAUUCGAAAGGCGAUUGAGUAAAAAAAAGAUUUUAAGCUCAUACGUCACUCUGAAUUCUUUCAAGCUUAAAGAAUGUUGCAACACAUUAGUGGCCAUAUUUAUUAAAUAAUUUACAAAAAAAUUAAUUAAAUACAUAAUUUAAAAUUAAUUAAAUAUAUUUAAAAAAUUCGAAAGGCGAUUGAGUAAUAUAAAUUGAAUUUUGAUUUUGAUGGUCAAAAAUAAUUUAUAAAAUAAAAAUUUAAUUGAAUAAUUUAUUUAUUAUUAUUUUUUAAUUUUGAAUUUUGACUUAAGAAAUUUAAGAAAAUAAAUAUAAAGCAAAAUAAUUAAAUAUAGAAAAAUUAAAUACAUAAAUACGUAAUAAAAAUAUUUAAUAAAUAUAAAAUUAAAUAAUAUGAAGUGAAAUAAUUGAAUAUGAAAGAAAAAAAAAACACUAUUGUUAGUAUUAGCAUAUGUUCAGAGAAUUCCCAAUUUUAAAUGACGAGACGCAGUUUAAGUGUAUUUUGAGAAUAUGGUUUGACUCCAUUACUUUAAAUUCUUCUUUAAACUGUGUUAAUUUUUAAAUUUUUAAUUUUUUUAUGAGAAAUUGAAAUUUUUUCACUUCCAUCCUUAAACAUUUUCUAAAAUUAACAUAAAUCUUUCUAUUUGUGUAGUUUUUUUUUUGUAUUAAUUUAUUUAAAAAAUUCUGUCAUAUUCAGGUUAUUCAAUUCAAUUGCACGUCAAACAUGUACGUUUGAGGGGGUAAACAAUUUAAAAAUGUGUGCUAUAUUGAGAUUUUUCAAAACUAUGUAUAUAAGUCCCUUAUAUUUUUUGAAAUUGUACAGUUAUAUAUAACAAAUGAGAAUAGUAGGUUCAGACUCUUUUACUAUAUCGUAACUUUAAUAAUAAUGCGCAAGAAAAUACAGUUAAAUGUUCGUUAGUAGAAACUAUAAUUGUCUGGCAUGCAUUUUAUAUGUGGAAGAAAAAAAAAGCGAAGAAAAUCUCACUUUUAUAUGACGACAAUUAAAAAUAAAAAUUACUUGGAAAUCUGAUUUUAUUCAAUAUAUGAUAUCCCAAAAAAUGUUCCCAAUGUAUUUCAUUCCUCUUGUUAUAUAUACAUUCCUUUAUGGUUUUAAUAAUGUUAACAAUACGUGUUAACAAUUAUGUUAUGUUUUCAACUGUAUAUUUUGAUCUCUACAGAAUUAUAGUUUGAUAUUAACAAAGGCAUUCAUCUUGAAUGAGUUAUAAAACUUUAUAAAUUAUGUUUUGCUUUUAUUGAAAAUGGUUUUCGAUUGUGAAAAUUUAGUAGAUCAUCUCUAAUCCGAAUAUCAUUAAUCAAAGAAUAUCUUAAUGUUUUUUUUAUGAUAUUACAUUUUAAUUGUUAUAAUUUAAUCAAUUUAAAUUUCCCUUUCAAAAGCAAUUAUAAAUUCAGAUUGCUAGAAAAAUUCAGAAGCAAAUUACAUGAUGAUUUAUGAUUGUGUCAAACAGUAAAGAAAUAAGUUUAAUUGAAUGCAGCUAAAGAAAUUAAUUAUCAACAAAUAUUUUGAAAGCAUUUUACAUUUUUUUUCUAUCAUUUUAAAACUAUACUAAUAAUAAUAUACAAUUGAUGUUAGUUUCAUUUCGGAUCAUUGAUGUUCUAUUAUUCCAAAAAAUGCCUUGUAUAUAUUUAGUUUAUGAUUAAAUGUUUGCUUUUUUUAAGUAGAAUUUCAAAUGUCGUCAUAUAAUUGUGGAAUUUAACUUUCCAAAACCUACUUAUUAACCACGGGCAUUAUAUGUAUUUCAUCCUAUGUAUUUAGAACUAACUCUGUGACCAACAAUGGAGCAUGAUCACCGCAUUAGCUGACCAAAUAUGGCGGUCGUGUGGCUGUGUAAUUUACCCUGUUUGUGUGUCUGUCUGUAUGUGUGUGUGUGAGUGUGAGGAAAAUAUAAUUUUGUUGUUUUUUAUUAUUAUUUUUAAUCCGUCUUGUCCGAACUCAUUUAAACUCAUUGGUCGACCUACACGAACUUAGAUCAAUACAAAGCCGCUAAGAUGCACAAGAAUCGGUUUUACUCAGCUUAUAAAUAAGGGGAAAAAACAGAAAAUGGAAAAUAAAAAAAAAAAGUGCGAAUAAAUUUUUUUUUGUGGAUUGACGGAUAAACACCGUUUUCAUUGCUAAGUAUGCGACAGAUGUGUUGUUAUAUAUAUAUUAUACAUAAAUAUAUAUAUACAUGUCCGUUUUGGGUCAGUUAAUUGUCACCUGUAGCACUUAGCAAUAUUAAACACAUUCAGUAGUAAGAA
Messenger RNA from Argiope bruennichi, 6152 nucleotides. RefSeq lists its product as uncharacterized. NCBI's taxonomy places the organism in Eukaryota, Metazoa, Arthropoda, Arachnida, Araneae, Araneidae. The transcript has 5 exons. The record is from RefSeq and is a predicted model, not a curated record. Bases 402 to 1127 code for a protein of 241 amino acids.